Molecule: messenger RNA, 5095 nt
Organism: Alosa sapidissima (American shad)
Lineage: Eukaryota; Metazoa; Chordata; Actinopteri; Clupeiformes; Clupeidae
Gene: opn4.1
Product: opsin 4.1
Exons: 4
Coding region: 3234-4745 (503 amino acids)
Biological process (GO): G protein-coupled receptor signaling pathway; visual perception
Cellular component (GO): membrane
Molecular function (GO): G protein-coupled receptor activity
Source: RefSeq, a predicted model, not a curated record
GCUGCCUGGUUUUUAGCCCACAAAGGCUGCUUUGUGGUGAUUUUGUUUUUGAUGGUAAAUAGGCUUGGUUGUUGAUUGGCUGCUAUUCACAAGGAAUUUAACAGCUCUCCCGUGUAUAUCCAGAAAAAUAAAACACUGUUGGAUUAUCAUAUUGCGGUCACAAAAGUAUAACAAAGGUUUGAAUAAGUUGAUGUAAUGCCUAAUGUUGAUGUUUGGUGGGUGGAUGGGUUUUCAUGUUGUGGCUUUCAAAAUAGGAAGAGAUUACAGGAUUGACCAUUCGGGCCAUUUGACCUAUGGGGCAAACAAGGGCUUUGCGCUUAAAAUGAAAGCCAAAUCCCACCAGAAAUCCCAUAAUGUCAAUUGGAUUAUCCCACCUGUAUUUCAAAGUGUCCGUAGCCUUGGAAAUGCAUCUGCAAUUAGAGCCAACUGAGUUUUCAAAGAGUAGCCUUUUUAGUGUGGUAAACUUCAGAAUUGCAGCAGAAGGUUUACUUGUGUCACUAACAGCUAUAGUAUUCAACUUCAUUAAGUUCCACCGACUGUUACACAGCCUUGCUUAAUGAACUUAGUCACACCGAGUGCCACAGGCAGCAUAUAUCACCGUCUAUAUCUUAUCUACCCGAACCUGAAGAGGAGCUUUGUUUUUCAUUAGAGGGGGACAGGAUGGCAUGGAAGCACCACAAGAUUCAAAUGGAUAUUUAACUCGAAAUAACUAUAUCGUGCGACAAAAUUAGGCUAUUUCUCUGUAGGCACAAGCCAGGGUAUUUCAUAUUUUUUAUAUAUAUAUAAAAGUAGUUUUUGUGUAUUACUUUUGUGGAUUUGCGCGUAUUUUAGUCAGUCAGACGUGUAGCCUACAGUCUACACUGGACUUUGUGGAAUGGCGAAGGAAGCGACCCAGGCGCAAAAUCCGCAUGUUCGAAAUUGUUGGGUUUUGGGUAUUGAACGGCUGAUUGUAGACCAUCAUGGUGGCGUAGAUGAUUUCUUUGAAAUAAGAGCCGAGUGGGCUGACAACACUGUUCUAGUAUUGCGUCGAAGCUGGUUCGAUUUGACAAGAAUUUUGAAGAAACUGAGAGAUUCCUUUCCAGAGGAAAUUGAACCUUCCGCGGAAUCACAUUUACUUGAGGGUGUGUAACCAGGACUUUCUUGAGUUGACCAAUUGACUAAAAAGCCACUUUCUCUGUCGACUUGGUAAAACAUUUUUAAACUGUAUCCAUACAAUACAAUUGGCACUUUAUUUUGUGUAAACACGUUUUACAAAGCUGUGUGAAUAGACCGCUUAAUUGAUGAUGAAAUAACGAAAAAGUGGCAAUGAUGAUCAAAUGCUUUGGUUAGGUCUUUUCGGAAUAAAAGAAGCGGAGGACAAUGAAGCCAAAUUGGAACGUGUAGAGGGAUUCCUGAGAACUGUGGUCACUCUGCCAAUCAAGUACUCCCAAUCAGAAGCAGUCCUAAGCUUCUUUGAGGCAUCCCAUUUGGACUUGAUGAUCGGGAACAACCUGGACCCCACCCAGCUGCUACUCUACUCUCCUAUCACCAUUUCAGAAAUCAGGAGGUCAAAUGGGUUUUGUUUGGCUAAUACAGAAACCAUAAUCUGUGAUGCCUGCUCACCAGCUGAACAAUCUCUUCCCAUAGGCUCUAUGGGGCAUGUAUAUGAAAAGACGUCCGAAGCUGAGGGAAACAGAGAGCUUCACACAUUCGCUGGUGAUCACAAAAAGGGAGCAAAUCCUGACAGCGACAUCGGUCAUAUUAAGAAGACAGAAGCAAAUCCGAUUAUGAAGCCACCCCGCCAAGGCAUUGCCCCUGAAGUGUAUAUGCAAAAAAGCAAAAUGACAUACCUCCACAUGGAGGCCCAUGAGACAGACAUAUUGGAGUAACUGGACCGACAUGAACACUGACAUAGGAAGAUUUACAGCAGCUCUGUAGGCAGCUACUCCAUUAUUAAUCAUCACCAUCACCCUCUAAAAGAACACUUUUCUACUUCAUCUUAACCUUCUUGUAAUUCAGAUCAUCAGUUUUCAUCAGUUAUGGUCAUUUUUUCUGUUUCACUACUUUUCAUUAUAUUUCAUACUUGAAUUGAAUUUUGAAUAUGUUACUAACUAUGAAUUGUUGAAUCUUAUGUCAGUGGUUGGGAGUAUAGACCUCAGGUUCAGAUCAAGUUAUAAUCAAAAUUACAGCUUCAGUAUGUUUAUGUAAUGUGAUUCAUAUGCAUCACACAAUGUGUGCCAUGCCAUGUUAGAUACAUUAAAAAUGGCAUAUAUUGAUGAAUAUGACAUUAAUGAUCUUUGUACAGAUACUGUGUAUUUUAUAAAGACAUUUGUACCACAAUCAAUGCCAGACAAGAACUUGUCACUUCUGAACAACUGCAUAUGUGCAAGAGGCGUUAACUAUAGUGAGCUUUCAGUGAACUCCUGGUCACCAAAUUAGGUUAAAAGCAGGCGAUUUCUGUGAAAAGCCCUGUUGUUGUGCAGACUGUGUGUGACUCCUGUAGGUGGGGAAGUGCACGGUUAGUGUCCAGGUCAGUGAGCAGUUCUCAGGACCGGCAACACUAAUAGGCCCCUAUUGGAACAAACGCCCUGCUCCACAUUUUCACACACUGGACAAUUGAUUUGGCCCUCUGCAGUCACUCUGAUGCUCCAUUUCCUGUAUUUUUGGAACAAAAUGUGUUUCAUUUAUCAAUGGAUUGUCUGACCUCUGGAUGUUUUUUUUUUUUACAGCGAAAGGGAUGACCAACAUUUAAAACAUUACGUUCAACCAUUUAAUGAUCUCCUGUCUUGAAAUGCAUAUAGAGAGAGUUGUCCUUUUUUCUGUUGGUGUUAUUUAUGAAAUUAUAGAUCUGUGUAUAAACUGGGUCAGUAAAAUGUAUGUCUGGAUUGGUGCACCUCUUAGUCAGUCAAUGAUAUUAUGACGAAAUGUCCAGUGUCACCGCAUGAGAUCCAUCCAACGGCUAUGUGGCCAGAGGAGCAAACCAGACCACGUGCAGGCACAAUCAAUACUCUGCUGGACUGACAUUGAUCAGCAUAUAUAGAGCUGAUGCAAAGGCCAGUGGCAUGCAGACUCACAAAGAACACAUUGGACUGUGCGUGCAGAAAGGGGAUGCUCAGCCACUUUUAGCAAAAACUAAUACAUUUUAUUUCUAUUUCUAUGUAGUUUGAAUUGAAGUAAAACAAAACUAAUUCUCACUCUCUCUGUCUCCAUUCACUUGGUUUUACUUGCGGCCUUUGUAUAGUAACAGUUGUGCCAUGAACUAUCACCCUUCAAGGAAAGGCCCUCUCUGUGGCCAAGGGGACCCAAACUGCACUGAGGCCUUCAGCGAGUCUCUGGCUGUUCGGACCUACAAGAUGAACGACGUGCCUCACCAUGGGCCCAUGCAAAGCCACCAUACCGUGCUGGGGCACCCGUUCCCCACCGUGGACGUGCCGGACCACGCGCACUACAUCAUCGGCACAGUCAUCCUGAUGGUGGGCAUCACAGGGGUACUGGGCAACUCGCUUGUCAUCUUUGUGUUCUGCCGGAGUCGGAGCCUGCGGACGCCGGGGAACAUGUUCGUGGUGAACCUUGCAGUGGCUGACCUCCUCAUGUCGAUGACGCAGUCGCCCGUCUUCUUCGCUGCCAGCAUGCACCGGCGCUGGGUGUUUGGAGAACGUGCUUGCGAGCUGUACGCGUUCUGCGGGGCGCUCUUUGGCAUCUGCUCCAUGAUGACUCUGACCGCCAUCGCCGCAGACCGUUGCCUGGCCAUAACGCAGCCGCUGGUGUUGCUGGGUCAGGUCAGUCGCAAGCGCGUGGGCAUGGUGCUGCUUUUCGUGUGGCUUUAUUCCCUCGGCUGGAGUUUGCCCCCCUUUUUUGGCUGGAGUGCAUACGUCCCCGAGGGCCUUCAGACGUCCUGCUCCUGGGACUACAUGACCUUUACUAACUCUGUGAGAGCCUACACCAUCUUCCUCUUCACGUUUGUCUUCUUCAUCCCAUUGGGCAUCAUAGGUGGCUGCUACUUGUCUAUUUUUCGGGCGAUCCGAGUCGCAGGAAAGGAAAUGAAGGAGAUCAACUGUGGCCAAUCGCAAAAAGUCCUUGAUCGCAUGAAGUGUGAAUGGAAGAUGGCCAAGGUGGCUCUGCUGGUCAUCUUGCUCUUUGUCAUCUCCUGGUCGCCAUACUCGGUGGUCGCCCUGACCGCCACUGCUGGCUACUCUCACCUGCUCACCCCCUACAUGAACUCUGUGCCCGCGGUGAUCGCCAAAGCCUCGGCCAUCCACAACCCCAUCAUCUACGCCAUCACGCACCCCAAGUACCGCGCGGCCAUUGCCCGUCACAUCCCAGUUCUCAGGGUGAUCCUGUGCUUGGGGGAGAAGGACAUCCGCUCGUCCUUCAGCUCCAGCAGCGGCAUCUCCUCGCGCCGGCCCACUCUCAGCAGCCAGUGCUCUCUGGGCGUGGGUGUGGGCCCCGGUGCCCGGGCCAGCGGCCGCUGGGGGAAGACCCGCCUCUCCUCAGCCUCCGACACCGACUCCUGCUGGACGGAGAGCGAGGCCGAUGCAUCCAGUGUCAGCUCCCUCCCCGUUGCACGGCGCGUCUCUACGGAGAUAUCCCUGGAUACUGCGGUCCUGCCUCAGCAGCUGGGUGCAGACACAGUCUUGGGACAGAAAGCCAUGGUAACUGACAGAGUAAAUAACCUGUCUGUGAAUGCGGCCGGAGCUGGCAUGCCAGAUAGUAUAGAGAGUACUGCUGCAUCUGAUGGCAAAGCUUUCCUGCUUUCUGGUGACUAAAUGUGCAACAACAGGCAAAUGUGUAAAGGCACUGUACUUCCUAGGUCCUCAUUUUGUAUUUUGUUUUUCAUUUGAUAUGACAUGCAUUAUAUAGAUAUGUUAUUUUGUAUGUACAAGAGUGGUGCAGAUAGGCAGAUGUGUUAUUAUAUAUAUAAAAAUCAUCCAUACAGGUUUACAUACAGGUCUACUCCUUUUUUGUCUGCAGUCUUACAUGUCAAUUGCUACUUGCAAUUUACAGUGUCCGCUUUUUCUGUAAGCUAUAGUGUUGUCAGCAUUGGUUUAUCUUGUUUUUAUCCACUGAAGACUUGGUUUGUAAGUAUAGAAUGAAAGUUUUAUUUUGUAUAUUUAUA